UCCUCCUCAGUCCCCAGUGCGGUGCGGCCAAGCCAGUCUCCGGGCUUCUUCUCCUUCCGUUUUACCCUUCCUCCACGGCAGCCACCGUUGCCCGCGGCCCCGGGCCGCUGUCCUGCAGGUGAGCGGCCGCGCAGCGCCCCUUGGCCGGCGAAUUCACCUUGCCUGGCCCGGCUCGGUUCGGCCCGUGCAGGAGCGGCGGCGGUGGCGGUCCCAUCAAGAUUCCCUUUUCCCAGCAGGAUGAAGAACCCAGUGCUGGAGGCGGUGUCCCUACUGUUGGAGAAGCUGCUCCUCAUCUGCAACUUCAGGCUCUUCAGUUCGGGCGCCCCAGGCGCAAACAAAGCGAGAAACAGUUCUUACGAGAUCAGCUCUUUCCAACGCGGCGACGUGCUGGAGGUGCCCCGGACCCACCUGACCCACUAUGGCAUCUACCUGGGCGACAACCGUGUCGCCCACCUGAUGCCUGACAUCCUGUUGGCCCUGACCGACGACAAGGGGCUCACGCAGAAGGUGGUCUCCAAUAAGCGUCUCGUCCUGGGCGUCAUUGGCCGGGUGGCCAGCAUCCGCGUGGACACGGUGGAGGACUUCGCCUACGGAGCCACCGUCCUGGUCAAUCACCUCGAUGAAGCCCUCAACAAGAAGGCGCUGCUCAACGAAGAGGUGGCGCGCAGGGCGGAGAAGCUGCUGGGCAUGACGUCCUACAGUCUGCUGUGGAACAACUGCGAGCACUUCGUAACCCACUGUAGAUUCGGCACCCCGAUCAGCCCCCAGGCCAACAAGUUUUGUGAAAUAGUGAAGAUAAUUAUUCGUGAUGAGAGAAGUGUCCUUGCUUCAGCAGUCUUGGGAUUGGCAUCUAUAGUAUAUCUGGGCUUGGCAUCAUAUACUACUCUUCCUGCAAUUUUUAUUCCAUUCUUCCUAUGGAUGGCUGGCUAGCUUCAUACCCCUGAGUCAGUGUAUGUAUUCUCUGUGUAAAUAUGUUCAUAUAUAUAGGGCACAAAUCAGUUUAAGCAUCGUUGAGAGAAAUGUGACUUGUAACACUGUGUUCUGCAUUAAAAUGUGAUUAAGAAUCACGCCAAGUGCUUACUGUGUAAGCCCAAGAAAAAGGCCUUCUGAAUCUUCUCAGGCAGUUCCAUUGUGAAACACUGCAAAUCUCGGAAACAACUUGUGAUAGAAUUCGUCAUUAUAAGAAAACCAGCCCCUAAGAUGAUGGCCACAGGAGACUAUUUGUGUUUUUUAUACUGUAAUCAAUUCUCUUCUCUGUUAGGCCUGAACUUGAAGAUUGGAAGAUUUAUUGAAUGAGAACACUAACUUUAUUGUAAUUUUAUCCUGUUUCUUUGAAAAAUUUAUGUUAAAGUGAAAGAACUUCCCUCUUCAGAUGAAAACAUAUUUGAUGAUUGGCUACAAAAACCCACAAUGUAUUUUUUUCAUAUAUUAUAUAAAGACUUAUUGAAUGAGAAUAUAACUUUGUUUCUUUGAAAAAUUUAUGCUAAAAUGGAAGAACUUCCCUCUUUAGAUGAAAACACGUUUGAUGAGUGGCUACAAAAAUCCACAAUGUAUUUUUUUUCAUAUAUUAUAUAUAAUUUCUAAUAAGUAAAGACUAUUUCCAUUACUUGAAACCACAUUGACAAAUUUAAGGUUCAAUGUUCAAGUAACUAAGCAGAACUAUAGAAAUCUGUGCAGAAAUUGCUACUAUAGCAUCAAACAGUUUUAUUUAGUUUCUUACUAUGAGCCUGGCAUACAUUAUUUUUUCUGUUUUAUAUGUCACUGUGGUUAUUUAAACUGCUCUCAGAGGUAAAGGAUAUAGGAUUAAAGUAAUUUGGGUCCUUGGAGUGUGUAUGUGUCAAUUAAAUAUGCGAUAUCCACAUAUACAAACUGAUGAGAGAUGAAAUUGAAUUUGUUCUUCAUUGUUUUAUUAUCAUACCAUUGUAGUUAUUAUAGAGCAUUUGUAAAGCUGAAUGUAAAAGCAAGUUCAAUCCAUUUUCUUAUGCUCUUGCAUCUGUGGUUUUAUUUGCAUGUAUGUCACUGGAUGGUUUACCUUUUAAAGCACUUAUUAAUGUACUAUAUAAUUUUUUUAAAACUUCAGAUUUGUUUUCUAGUCAGUUUUCUCCAUUUCAUAGUUUACAUACUUAAAAGAAGAAUACCAUAGCAUUAUAUAAAAUCCAAACAAGUAGGACCAAAGAAAAUAACUGUUAGAAGUAAUUCUUAAGUGUCUUAGCACCACCAGGAAUAUAAAUUGAUUACACUGAGGCUGUUUUGAUAUCAGAGUUGAGAUGUAGCCGUUUAAAGGAAGCAUUCAAGUACUUUUACAAAAUUAUCAAAUUCUACAAUCUAAGCCAUAAGCUAGACUUGUAUAUCAAGUAUUAAAGUUGCUUUAUAAACUAUCACAAAUCACAAAAUAAUGAGUCACAUAAUGAGUGGUAUGGGGAGGGUGAGGUCAGUCAUGCAGUGAUCCAAUCAGAACAAAUUUAAGAGCAGAUUUUAGUGUAACUGAUGUUUUAGAACCAGUAAUUUACAAUAAAAUCAGUUGGAGUUUAAUAAUCAUUAAAUUGAUUAUUCUAGUCAGUUUUCUCCAUUUCAUAGUUUACAUACUUAAAAGAAUACCAUUCUUCUUUUUUAAUAAUCAUUAAACUUCAUGCUUAAUAAUUAAACUUUAUACUUAAUCAUUUAAAUGUUUCAAACAAUUAAAACAAGAAAUGGAGACAUCGGAAUAAAGGUGUUCUAGGGGCCUGUUUCAACCACUUAAAAUUAUUUUAAGUAUAUAUACAUAGAAGCAACCACUAGGAGAACCCCAUUGUAUUAUGUUUUUUUCACUUAACUGUAUAUAUUACCUUUAUAGCAAUUGUUUAAAUAAACUCAUUUUAAAAAAUAUGGUGUUCUCAUGAUUAACAUCUUUUCUUUUUGCAGACUUUAGUAUUGCAGGUAGCAGAAACCACUGUCUGAUACUAAAUCUGUGUUCAAAGAUAAUGAUCCUUCAUUAAAUGACAAGGCAAGUACUUAAGGUCGGAAUUAAUAUAAUUAGUCUUGACUCACUUCAUAUCCUUAAAGCAAGAUUCAAUUCCUUAUUCUUUAGAGUGCUUAUUAUAUGCCAGGUACUGACCUUUCGCAAUUUCAUGGUCUAGAGUUAGUAUUAUUUUUUUACUAUAUUGGUGUGUAUACAGUUCUGUGGGAAUGCAGGUGAGGAAGAAAUGAUAUCUUCCUGAAGGGUCAGAGACACGUACUGAAAGAGGCAGUGCUAGCAUUAAGAUGAGAAAUAGUGUGCAGUGAUCACACUGACGUGUUCCACCUCUUACGGGCAGAGGAACUGGAAGGAAGGGUUUAUGUACUAAAUGUUCUACAAGACUAGAAUUUGUUGAACUUAGGACAAAAGGAGAGUUUUUUUGCUGUGCUCAGCUUGAUGAAUUGCUUAACACGGUGGAAAAGAAGUAUAUAUUGCUGAUUGUGAUUGUGAAAGAAACCCUGAGCCAUUCUGGUAUCUUUAACCAAGUUUUCUGGGCUUCAUUAGUUAAGAUUCACCCAUAUGAUCUUGCCAGUCCCUUAUAUUUCUACAUUUCUCUUCUAAUUUGUGAAAUAAGUAAUGUCUGGUGCAGCUUUUUGUUGCUUAUUUUGUUCUUUGCCAUACCUAGAUGAAGGCCAAACAGAACUAGCCAGGACUAAGAUGAAAUAAAGCAAGUGUCAGGUACUAUGUAGGUGAUAGGGAUGAAAAGAUAAAUGAAACAGGUCUUUACCUCAAAGUUUAUGGCCUCAUAAACAUAGAUGCAUGAAGAUUCUAUGCAGUAGAGCUGACUAAAGGCACAGAAAAACAUGUGGUUGGUUUUAACUGGUAAGGACAACAACUUUACGGGGAUGGUGUACUGAGACUUGGAAAAAUGGGGUGCUUUCCAAGGAGACAGAUUUAGGCAGGACAUUCUACACACUGGGAACAGGCUGAGCAAAUGCAUGAGGACUGCCCACAUCAUGCCUGGCACAGAGGCAUGCGGUACUCUUAUUCGUUGACUGAAAGUAUGAAACUACAUGGAACGUUCAGGCAAAAGCAAGUGGCUCAGAGCAAGUGCGAUGAGAGAUGUUGGAAAUGUGAAUGAUGAUCAUGUAGUGAAGUCUUGUGCAGAUCAAGAAGUCUGGACUUUAUGAACAAUGGAGAUUUGAGGUUCAGAAAGGUAACUCCCAAAGUAGGAAGGAAGGAUGGGAGCAUGGGGCAAGAUAGGACAAAGGACUCUAUUAGCGGACAUGUCAAGGAAUUGUCAACAGCAUUUAGCCAAUCCUUACAUUUGACUCAUGAGUAACUCUUGGUGGGGUGUCAGAGGGCAGUCAGGCAUCCUUUCCUGCUAGAAAGUUGGUUCCUGAAAAACAAUAUCAUAACCAUGUGCGUAUUUUGGAUACUCCAGAUUUUUGUUUUGCUAGAUAUGUUUCUUUCUGAGGACAAGCAAACAUGUAUGCUUUAAAAAGUUAUUUUUUUCAGAAUAUAAAUUUCUUAUUUUUACAUUUUCUAUUCAUACUGUUACUGUCAAAUAUCAAAAAUGUUUUCAAGCAAUGUCAAAGUUAUGCCAAUGGUGAAAGUCUUGUAAUAGAUGAUGAUAAGCAUAUAAGACAUGAUGGUUGUUGAUCUUCUGUUUUAUGUGAUCUAUUUAGAGAGUUUCACCUAACCUGUAUCUGUUGGAUCAACUAAUUUUAUAUUUGUUAUAUAUGCAUAUUAAAUAAAAUCAA
Messenger RNA from Manis pentadactyla (Chinese pangolin), 4698 nucleotides. It is a transcript of the gene LRAT, whose product is annotated as lecithin retinol acyltransferase. Bases 238 to 930 code for a protein of 230 amino acids. The transcript has 2 exons. Gene Ontology annotation, molecular function: phosphatidylcholine-retinol O-acyltransferase activity. Lineage: Eukaryota; Metazoa; Chordata; Mammalia; Pholidota; Manidae. The record is from RefSeq and is a predicted model, not a curated record. Gene Ontology annotation, biological process: retinol metabolic process.